AUUUUAUUUUUGCUCAACCAAUAAAAGAAUCGGUAGCAACUACAUCUGUUUUUUAAAACAAUUCUAAUACAAAGACUAGAUCUAUUGUUUUAUAAAAGCUGUUGUUUUAAUAUAACAAUGGAUUUUAAUUAAUCUUGGUCCAAGAUUUAAAUUUGAAUGCUGUAUCGCUUUAAUCUACUAGCGGUAUAACCUAUUGAAACUGUUUUGUGGUUUACUGAAUGUUUUUUUUUUUCAAAGUAAUACAAAUUAUUAAAUAUCUGAGAUUCAAGAGUUUGAUUAAUUUCAAAAUGAGUAGAAGAUUGUGAAUAGCCAGAAAAGCCGGCAUUGUAUUUCUACACGUGUGGCAUUGCCUACCAUAAACUUCCGUUUGAGGCCAAGCUUAGUACGCCAUUACUUCUCUUGGCGUCGGUGUUCGUUCGUUGUUGUAUAUCUAAGGAGACUGCUGAGUGUUUGUAGUGAUCAUAAUGGGUAGACCUUCGAAUGACAAUAACCCUGAAGCAGAACAGUUCAGAAAACUGUUUAUUGGAGGACUAGACUACAGGACGACUGACCAAUCUUUGAAGUCCUUCUAUGAACAAUGGGGUGAAAUUGUAGAUGUUGUGGUUAUGAAACAUCCUCAAACCCAAAAGUCCAGAGGAUUCGGCUUUGUUACCUAUGCCCAAUCAAGCAUGGUUGAUGAAGCAAUGAAAAACCGUCCGCAUAAAAUUGAUGGUAGGGAAGUUGAUUCUAAAAGAGCAGUUCCCCGGGAUGAAAGUGGAGUGCAAACAAAUGCAAAUGUGAAUGUGAAAAAAAUGUUUGUUGGUGGAUUAAAAGAACAAACUGAGGCAGAAUUAAGGGCUUACUUUGGUAGUUUUGGCAAUAUAGUUGGCAUUAAUAUUGUCAUGGACAAGCAGACUGGGAAAAGGAAAGGUUAUGCCUUCAUUGAAUUUGAUGACUAUGAUCCAGUAGACAAAGCCUUACUGAGGAAGGACCACACGAUUGGUGGUAAGAGUGUCACAGUAAAGAAAGCUGUAGUGAAAGAAGCUAGUGGUGCUCCAGGAGGUAGGGGCGGCGGUGGUGGAGGUGGAAGUGGAGGCGGCAGUGGUGGUGCUCAGAGAGGCUCACGUGGUGGGCGAGGCCCAGCUGUAAACACGUGGAGUGGUGGUAACCAAUGGAGCGGUGGUGCUAAUGGCUAUGGAGGCCCUUGGGACAGCCAACCUCAGGGCAAUGGCUGGGGGCCCCAGUGGGAUCAAUAUGGAGGAGGUGGCUGGAAUGCCAACGGAUACCAAAGCUAUGGUGGCAGCGGCGGUGGUGGUGGAGGUGGUGGUGGUGCCGGUACUGGUGGACCAAUGAGGAACAAUUAUAGUGGACAAAACAGGAGUGCACCCUAUGGAGGUGGUUCAUCAAGUAAUUUUUACUCUAGGACUGUUUUAAGGGAAACCUCUCUUUGAUAGGAAUAGAAUCUUAGGAAUUUGUUGGCUUAUUAUCUUCACUAGGCAAGAUAAACAACAUUAAGAGUAUUUUCUUCACAUUUUGGUAAUAUUAGUUUUCUUAAUCCUUAUGUUAUACUUGAAAUCAUUUUUUAAUUUUUUUUAACUAUUUCUUAAAAUUAGAAAUGAUACUGUGGGUUGUUUUGUUUUGGGGUAUUAGUUUUUCCAGGUACGACCUGAAGAUUUUUUUGGCAUAUGCCUCUGGUUAGGUAUAAAGGACUUAAAUCUCUGGAUGCUGUUGAUGUCCAAUUUUCACCACAUUUAUUUGAUCAAUAAGUAUACAAUUUUUUCUGCAUUUUUUAAACUAACUUAUCAUUAGGUUAAUGUGCUGUGUAAUGCGUAAUCUCUACACCCUUUAUUCUUAAUUACAUCCUUAUUCUUAUUUUAAAAAAUCCAAUUUCCUUUCCAUUGUUAUUGUCAAGCCUACACUACCAUCUUGUGGUAAAGUUUUGAUCUUUUAAAGUUAACAUGUUAUAUUUUAUUGCAUUACAAGCAGUUUUAGUAGUUUAUACAAUUAGCGAUAUCUGGUAAAAGUCCGAUCCUUUAUUGGUUUGUGUUAUGUUGAAGGUUGAAAAGGUUUCACACGCUCAACACAUAGCACAGGCUCAAUGAAGAAUCAAUUCUAACUUGGCACUUCAGUUGGUGGUAAUUAAUAAAAGAGACAGCUAACGUCUCCAGUUGAGGUCAAGCGAGUGAGUUGCUGGUCCAAUUGAUAAAAUUUUUCAAACUAGUCUGCUCCAGGAAUUAAACCAAGUAAUAUGGAUAGAUUCAAGAUGAUGGAAAUCCUGGUGCCAUAAACUUCUGUUUAUUGUGAAAUAGAUAUUAAUGAUAAUUAUUUUUUUAUUUAUUUAGUUUCCUUAUCGAUGAUCUAUAAUGAAAUAUAACACAGUCAAUUUUUAAAUGUGUUUUUUUAAUUAAAUACUGGUCAGGGAUUAAUUGUAGUCAUCGUGGUUAUUUCAAAAACAGUCAACAUUCAUAUAAUGAAUACAAAAUAAUAUAUGGAAAAGAUGAUUAGGUGAAUUUGCAGAUAUGAGUUUGUUAUUUUAAGCUGUUGUCAUUUUUUGUUUAAAAAAAGUAUACCUUUUUUUUUAAAUCACUAGACAAAAAAGAAAUAUAUAUUUUUGGGUCACUGCCCAAAGUCAGGUGAUUGCCAAUUUAUCAACAUUUUAUAAACAAAACAUUUAUUUUCUUUAAAAUAGUCGCCAUGCUCAUUACCACUAAUUUACAGUUUAUACAUUUUAAAAAAAUAUUUUUUUGUUUAAAAUUCAGGGCAUAUGUUGAUUGCACUUCUUAUAUAAUGGAUAAUAAAUUAAAUGUAAUUAUGCUAUUAACCUAAAUAAUUUAAAAACUUGUAAAAAAAAAAAAAAAGUUUUGUAUUAAUAAAUGUAAUUACAAUUAAUUAGGGUUACUGUUUCAUCAUAUAUUCACUCCUCUUUGUUGCUCUUGCAGCAUUUAUUUGUGAUACAUUAUCCUAUCUCUGCUCAAUUUAAAUUUAUAAAACAAUAUAAUUAUGACAUUCUUCAGCCUUUAUCUUCACCCCUUUCUCAUUAGAUGGUAGAGAGCUUAUUCAGGAGUUAGCAAGAGAGAAAUAAAAUGUUCUUGCUAUCCGGUUUAUAAAAGAACAGCUCCUAAUAAGAGAACAAUUUCUCUCAGUGAGGAUAGAAAUAUAAAUGUGAAUAUAAUAAAUUAUGCAAUAAUAAAAUUAUUGUAUAUUAAGUUGCUUGUUUCAUUACACUAGCCUGAGUAGUUG
Messenger RNA from Nezara viridula (southern green stink bug), 3219 nucleotides. The record is from the annotation of a GenBank genome assembly. Lineage: Eukaryota; Metazoa; Arthropoda; Insecta; Hemiptera; Pentatomidae.